GGGAGACCUCCCGGGUCUGACGUGCGGCGAGGCUGCCGCUAUAAAAUCAUUCCCGUCGUCACCGGGCUCAGAUGACUCUCGACACCAGUGAGGGCGCACGCCUGUUGUCUCUCACGGGUGCGUCAUGCGUCCUGAGAGUAACUCGCCACCUCGGCUGGAGCGCGCCAGGACGCACGGGAUGAGCACCGGGAACGGUGCCGGCAGCGGCUGAGGAACAGCCAGGCUCCCCCAUCCCCUGCACACUCCCCCCGGGCUGGCUGCAUGCCCUCCCCGCUGCGUCCCGGGAAAGUUGCGCUCCAAGUAUGGAUUACCUCACCGCCAGAGGCAACGACAGCAACGCCACCUUUGGGUACCCACCCGGGGCGGAGGUGGUGGCGGACUGGCUGGGCUUGGACCACGACGACCACGACAACAACACCGGCGGUUCCCACUCCUUCCCGUACGUGCAACUGGGCUACCAGAUGGUCACCUCCCUGCUCCUGUGCGCCCUCAUCCUGUGCUCCAUCUUCGGCAACGCGUGCGUGGUGGCGGCCAUCGCCCUGGAGAGGUCCCUCCAGAACGUGGCCAACUAUUUGAUCGGAUCCCUGGCCGUGACGGACCUCAUGGUGUCGGUGCUGGUGCUGCCCAUGGCGGCCCUGUACCAGGUCUUGAACAAGUGGACUCUGGGACAAGGCAUCUGCGACUUGUUCAUCUCUCUGGACGUGUUGUGCUGCACGUCGUCCAUCCUGCACCUGUGCGCCAUCGCCCUGGACCGCUACUGGGCCAUCACGGACCCCAUAGACUACGUCAACAAGCGCACCCCGAGGAGAGCCGCGCUCCUCAUCAGCGUCACCUGGCUGGUGGGCUUCUCCAUCUCCAUCCCGCCCAUGUUGGGCUGGAGGAGCGCCGAGGACCGGGCCGACCCGGACGCCUGCAUCAUCAGCCAGGACCCGGGCUACACCAUCUACUCCACCUUCGGGGCCUUCUACAUCCCCCUCAUCCUCAUGCUGGUCCUCUACGGGCGGAUCUUCAAGGCGGCCCGCUUCCGGAUCCGAAAGACGGUGAAGAGGCCCGAGAAGGGCAAAGGUGAGCGCUGUUUGACUUUGUCCCCCGCGGCGCACCACAAGAAGAGCAACGGGGAGUCGGGCGGCAGGAGGCCGUGCGUCAACGGCGCCGUGCAGUUCGGCGACGAGGCCGAGUCCCUGGAGGUGAUGGAGGCGAGCGGCUCCAAAAGCCACCUGGCCCUGCCCAACACCCCGCAGUCAUCCUCGUGCGAGAACCUCAACGAGAGGAACAGCGGCGCCAAGCGCAAACUGGCGCUGGCCCGAGAGCGCAAGACGGUGAAGACGCUGGGCAUCAUCAUGGGCACGUUCAUCUUCUGCUGGCUGCCCUUCUUCAUCGUGGCGUUGGUCCUGCCCUUCUGCGCCGAGAGCUGCUACAUGCCCGAGUGGCUGGGCGCCGUCAUCAACUGGCUGGGCUACUCCAACUCCCUGCUCAACCCCAUCAUCUACGCCUACUUCAACAAGGACUUCCAAAGUGCUUUCAAGAAAAUUGUCAAGUGCAAAUUCCACAGGCCGUGACCGCACCGUUCAUUAGGUGCUCAAUUCAUUAGCUAUAAAUACAAGAGCUGUAUCAUAGAAACAGAGAGUGACCUCAACUUUGCUAUUAUUAACCAUGUUUAUUACUGUGGUUGUAGUUUUGCAUUGCAUCACAUUGUGUGCGUAAAAAAAACAAAAACAACACAUCAGUCAGCUGCUUAGCUUCUUCCAUCUUGUAGUCAGCAUCAAGGCUGGCACAAAAACUGUAAAAGAAGUUGUUUUUUAAAAUAUGCACUCCAGAGCUCCCCCUGCAGUUGUAAAGUUGAACUCCACACUGUUGUUAAGAGGACUGACACUGUCAAGGGUAAUAUUUCCACUGUAAUCUUUUUAUUCAAUUUAAUAAUUUGGUGUUUAGUAAAUUAUUAUCAAUUAUUUAUGUCAUGCCUUUUUUAUCGUUUGUAUUUAUAUAUAUAUAUUAUUCUGUCAGAGAUGUAUUAAUGUACCAAUCAAUACAAAUUAUAAAAAAAAUUUGCAGUUAAAAUUUCAACUUUAAUUUAUAUAUUUUCUAUUUAUUUUAUACUUUAAAUGCAUUUAUAUAUUUUCUCUUACUUUCUUACCUUUAAUGAAGUUAUUUUAAAUACAAUUGACUUAUUUUUUAUAUCUGUAUUAAUUGUGUUUUUAUUUUAUUGUACUAUAAUUUAAGUUGAUUUCUAUUUAAUGACAAAACAAAAAUUGUGCAAUACCUCACUUUGUAAAGGCAGAAUUAUUAUUAUUUUGUUUCUUUCUUUUGGGCAGGGUGGUGAUACAGCUCUUGUAUUUGUGCAGGUCUACCUAAAAAAGCAGCCCAUGAGCACACAGUGAAGAAGUCGUGCUUGGCCACAUUUUUUGGAGUUACACAAAGGAUACGAGGACAUGUUAUUUGACUGUACAGAGAGCAAAAACAUAGACAUAAAAACGCACAGACUUGAAUUCAGGCUCAGUCUCUGUGCAUCGCUAGGCCUCUGCUGAAAACAAAACAUGGACUCUUCAUAAAUGCGAGCUCACCGUUGAUCCAGUGUUGUGCUCAGUGUGUUCGUUGCCCGUGUGCAAUCACGCCUCGGUGCUGCCACGUGCCUCCCCCCCAUCCAUGCAUUUCUGUCGUGCAGGUCGACAUCACGAGCUUUGUACCACUGAAACAAUAAAAAGCAAUCCGAGUCACUCCUUAUUGAGCUAACUGGAGUCCAUUUUUGUAGUGUGUUGGGGGGAAAUAAGGAGAGCAAUGAGGCGGGCUUGUUAUUAACUUAUUUCUGCUC
Phyllopteryx taeniolatus (common seadragon) is the source of this 2809-nucleotide messenger RNA. It is a transcript of the gene htr1aa, whose product is annotated as 5-hydroxytryptamine (serotonin) receptor 1A a. The record is from RefSeq and is a predicted model, not a curated record. Bases 303 to 1559 code for a protein of 418 amino acids. Lineage: Eukaryota; Metazoa; Chordata; Actinopteri; Syngnathiformes; Syngnathidae. Gene Ontology annotation, biological process: regulation of vasoconstriction; adenylate cyclase-activating adrenergic receptor signaling pathway; regulation of behavior. Gene Ontology annotation, cellular component: plasma membrane. Gene Ontology annotation, molecular function: G protein-coupled serotonin receptor activity. The transcript has a single exon.